CAGCAGCGUCCGUUCCAGUGUGACAGUGUAUUUCUGUGCGGCGAACAGAUCCACAGACUGACAGAUGCAGCAAACCGACGACAUGGAGGUACCUUUACUUAAUGAUUCUAACAGUAACAGACAGAAGUCUCUGGCUCAAGAGAGAGAUGGGUUCAGCCAUCAGCAGAAGGAUUCGGAGGGGUCCAUGGAGUCCCCCAACCUGGAGUUUGAAUAUGGGGACACAGACGGCUUCACUGCUGAGCUCUCAGAGCUGUACAGCUAUACAGAGGAACCAGAGUUCAGUCUAAACAGGGAUUACUUUGAGGAAGACUUCAAGAAUCAUGUGAAGGGUCGGAGGUGGAUGGAGUUGAGUUUGGAGGAGCAGAGGGCAUAUGUCAUGAGACUGCUGGAUGCUCUGGAGGUCACCGAUCGGGACAAGAGGCUCAAAGUGGCCCGGGCCAUCCUCUAUUUGGCCCAAGGUGUGUUUGACGAGUGUGACACAGAGACAGACGUCCUCUACUGGUCUCGACACAAUGUCUUCCUUCUCUAUGACAUGGGCAUCUUCACGGCUCUGCUGGAGCUCCUCAGCAUGGAGAUAGAUAAUAACCAGGCGUGCAGCACCGCGGUAAGGAAACCAGCCAUUUCGCUGGCAGACAGCACUGAACUCAGGGUUCUUCUGAGCAUCAUGUAUCUGAUGGUUGAGACCAUUCGUGUGGAAAUGGAUGGUGACAGUCCUGAGAGGAAGACAGCCAGACAGGCCUUCAAAACAGAGUUGGGUUCACCCCUUUAUAACGGAGAGCCCUUUGCCCUCCUCCUCUUCACCAUGGUAACCAAGUUCUGCAGCAUGAAUGCACCCCAUUUCCCCAUGAAGAAAGUGCUGCUCUUACUCUGGAAGACCAUACUGUUCACACUGGGAGGUUUCGAGGAGCUGCAGGAGAUGAAGGUGAGAAUGAGAGAGCAGUUGAAGCUGCCGCCGCUCCCCGAGGACAGCAUUAAGGUGGUGCGAAACAUGCGGGCCGCUUCCCCUCCAGCCUCAGCCAUGGAGCUCAUCGAGCAACAGCAGCAGCAGAAGAGAGGACGCAGGAGCCGCAGGAGUGCCUUUGUUGAUAGCUUGGAAGGAGACAGUCCAUAUGCCAAGAAACAGCCCCUGGUCAAGCAGGACAGCCUAGACACGUACAACGAACGGGACCCUUUCAAGAAUGAUGAUGCCCGGGAUGAGGAAGAUGACCCAGAGGAUGUGGACAGUGGCAUCGAGGGAGAGGUCGACCCUCUCGACAGAGACGUCAUCAUCCAACCGCCGCCACCACCACCACCGCUGCGGCCCCCGACUGAGAGGGUGUCCUUCCCCAAGGGCCUGCCCUGGGCCCCCAAAGUCAGAGAGAAAGACAUUGAGCACUUUCUAGAGACCAGCAGAAAUAAAUUUAUCGGCUUCACCUUGGGAAGUGACAUUGACACUCUGGUUGGGUUACCCCGGCCCAUACAUGAGAGUGUAAAGACUCUGAAACAGCACAAGUAUGUCUCCAUAGCGGAGGUCCAGAUCAAGAGAGAGGAGGAGCUGCAGCAGUGCCCCAUGACUUUGGGGGAGGAGGAGGUGGAAGAAACGCCUGCAGAGAUUCUAUAUUUGGGAAUGUUGCCCAGCCUCUCACAGUAUGUUAUUGCUCUUUUGAAGCUGCUACUGGCUGCAGCUCCAACCUCCAAAGCAAAGACCGAUUCUAUCAACAUCCUAGCCGACGUUCUGCCGGAGGAGAUGCCAAUCACCGUCCUCCAGAGCAUGAAGCUGGGCAUUGAUGUGAACAGACACAAGGAGAUUAUCGUCAAAGCGAUUUCAGCUCUCCUGCUACUGCUGCUCAAACACUUCAAACUCAACCACAUAUACCAGUUUGAAUAUGUGGCUCAGCAUCUGGUGUUUGCCAACUGCAUCCCCCUCAUCCUCAAAUUCUUCAACCAGAACAUUAUGUCUUACAUCAGUGCCAAAAACAGCAUUUGUGCCCUGGAUUUCCCACAUUGUGUGGUUCAUGAAAUGCCUGAACUCACAGCUGAAAGCCUGGAAGCUGGUGACAGUAAUCAGUUUUGCUGGCGUAAUCUCUUCUCCUGCAUCAACCUACUGAGGAUCCUAAACAAAAUCACCAAGUGGAAACACUCGAGAACUAUGAUGCUCGUGGUGUUCAAAUCUGCUCCCAUCCUGAAGAGGGCGCUCAAGGUCAAACAGGCCAUGAUGCAGCUCUAUGUUCUCAAACUCCUCAAGAUCCAGACCAAGUAUCUGGGGCGACAGUGGAGAAAGAGUAACAUGAAAACCAUGUCCGCCAUCUACCAGAAAGUCAGACAUCGGCUCAAUGACGACUGGGCGUAUGGGAACGAUAUCGACGCUCGGCCGUGGGACUUCCAGGCGGAGGAGUGUGCACUGCGUGAGAGCAUCGAGAAAUUCAACACGCGACGUUACGAUAAGAGUCAGAACAGCGAGUUUACACCAGUGGACAAUUGCCUCCAAAGUGUUUUAGGUCAGCGUGUCGACCUGCCCGAAGACUUCCAUUACAGCUACGAGAUGUGGCUUGAAAGAGAGGUGUUCUCCCAACCUAUUCAGUGGGAGGGUCUGCUACAGGCCCAGUGAUCCUACUUUAAUGAUUAUAGGACUUUUGUUUCCUAUUAAACCGACACAAUUACUGUGGACUCAUGAUCGACAUAUAAAUACUCAAAGCUCUGAGGGUCAGCUGUUCUUGUUCUAUAUAUAUAAUAUAUACAGUGGGUACGGAAAGUAUUCAGACCC
Ctenopharyngodon idella (grass carp) is the source of this 2743-nucleotide messenger RNA. It is a transcript of the gene strip2, whose product is annotated as striatin interacting protein 2. Gene Ontology annotation, cellular component: cytosol. Lineage: Eukaryota; Metazoa; Chordata; Actinopteri; Cypriniformes; Xenocyprididae. Gene Ontology annotation, biological process: cytoskeleton organization. The coding region runs from base 65 to 2587 and encodes 840 amino acids. The record is from RefSeq and is a predicted model, not a curated record. The transcript has 22 exons.